Molecule: messenger RNA, 669 nt
Organism: Cladocopium goreaui
Lineage: Eukaryota; Dinophyceae; Suessiales; Symbiodiniaceae
Source: the annotation of a GenBank genome assembly
CAGCAACUUCAAGGGCUUGGUGUCCUCGGUGUCGCGCCCAUGGGAUCCAGUAAGUUGCCAAAGUUGCAGCUACCGAAGGAUGAGGCUGCACAGAAACGCCUCAUCGAGGCGUCUGAUCUGGCCAAGACAGGGGAGCUGAAAGCAGGGCAGCAGAUGCUCAAAGAGGGCGUGGCGAGUGGCCUGAUAGCUGCACCUUUGCAACGUCAGGUCCUUGCUUGGUGGUCAGCUGGAGAGUACGACCUGCUCCCUGAAAAAAAAACGCCACCGGAGUCCAAAGCGAGUCCCACCGUGGAUGACUUGGAGGCUCAAGUGGUGCGGCUGAUGAAGGAGCGCCAGUGGUCACGGAAAGAGGCCUGUCAGUACAUUGAUGAAGGCGGUCUCGAUAUGGAGCAAAUGCAGGCGGAGAUGAAUUCGCCCAUGGACGAUGCCUUUGAAAAACUGAAGCAGCAGGGCCCUCCGCAGUGGUUUGUGGAAGCCAUGACGAAUGCUCAAGAGAAGGCAAAGCAGGAAGCAGAAGGCCCUGAGAACUCCAGGUGAAACUUCGAAGGAAACUCCAGCAGUUGAAAAUUGAUUUCUGUGUCAUGUGCGGAAGCUGGACAUUUGGACGCGUUUUGAGGCAGAGGCCAAGGGGUGUAGUAUACAUGGUAAGUAGUCAUAGCAAAAUCAGGG